AUGGAGGAUGGAAAGCAGGAGAGUGAAACUUCAGGAAAUUUAAUUGACUUAAGAAUAUUCAGAGAGACAAUACGGAGAAACAACAUAAGGAGACACGAGUUUGACAUUUCUAAGAGCAUUCAAGAAGACCAGAUGGAACUCUUUCAGCAGAUUGAGGACAACAUCAGUGCCAUGGGAGUGGACGGCCACGCGUGCAUCUUGAGGUUCAUUUGUGAGAUGCAGACCAACAGGUUCUCCGCGUCUUCCAUCUUCGGAGAAAUCUUCAGUCUAAUGUUUACGCCCAAGCAAGGCGACGACUACACCUUACUCAAAGAAUACAUCGAGGCGGAGAUGGCGGGGGUCGAGGGCUCCCAGCGGUGUUCCGAAAGGUACCUCACUUGCCCCGUCUCCGUUUUCUCAGCGCUCAGAAACCUCUCGGGCGGUCUGCUUGGGGGCUUCUCGACGCCGCAGGACAAGCCGUUGAAUUCGACCUUCCCUUCCAGCGGCGUGUCCUACCUGCAGGAUAGCUUGCCUUGGAUGGAGAACCAUCUAUGA
This is a messenger RNA of Penaeus chinensis, 534 nucleotides long. RefSeq lists its product as uncharacterized. The coding region runs from base 1 to 534 and encodes 177 amino acids. The record is from RefSeq and is a predicted model, not a curated record. The transcript has 3 exons. NCBI's taxonomy places the organism in Eukaryota, Metazoa, Arthropoda, Malacostraca, Decapoda, Penaeidae.